GUCCUCUUGACUGGACCCAACGGCUUCGUCGGCGCCCACGUCCUCGACCAACUCCUUCAGCACAACUACCGCGUCCGCGGGACCGUCCGCUCCCUCUCAAAAGCCACCUUCCUGCAGACCAAAUACCCACAGGCCUACCAGAACGGAGACCUCACCUUCAUCGCCGUCCCGGACAUCCAAGCCCCCGGCGCCCUCGACUCAGCCGCCCAGGGAGUCGACUUCAUCUGCCACGUCGCCUCCCCCUUCUUCACCUCGACGGUUGACCCGAUCAAAGACCUCGUUGAGCCCGCCGUCAACGGGACCCGCAGCGUCAUCCACAGCGCCCUCAAAAGCACGACGCUGAAGAAGAUGACCAUCCUGAGCAGCUUUGCCUCAGUCGUCGACAUGUCGCAGGGCGCGCGGCCUGGGUACGUCUACACGGCUGAGGACUGGGAUCCCGUGACCUCCGCGCAGGCUGCGCAGGACGGGUACUAUGGGUAUUUCGCGAGCAAGACGUUCGCUGAGCGCGCGGCCUGGGAUAUGUGGAAGGAGGCCAAAGCGAAGGGCGAGGUUAGCUGGGAUUUGGUCACGUUUUGUCCGCCGAUGAUAUACGGACCUCCGUAUCAUGAAGUUCACGAGGACAAGGGGGUAGAGGGGUUGAAUACGAGUUUGAAGGGAUUGAUCGUGGGUUUGCGGGGUGAGGAUCCGGCGUUCAGGCCUAAGGUUGCGACGCCGGGUCUGCCGGCUUGGGUGGAUGUGAGGGAUGUGGCUGAGGCCCAUGUGAGAGCUCUGGCGUUGGAGAAUGGUGUCAGUGAGAGGUUUCUAUUGUGCGGAGGG
Molecule: messenger RNA, 816 nt
Organism: Aaosphaeria arxii CBS 175.79
Lineage: Eukaryota; Fungi; Ascomycota; Dothideomycetes; Pleosporales
Product: NAD(P)-binding protein
Exons: 1
Molecular function (GO): oxidoreductase activity, acting on the CH-OH group of donors, NAD or NADP as acceptor
Source: RefSeq, a predicted model, not a curated record